AGGUGGAUCUCAUUUGAUGUGGAAAAGAAAUACUAAUUACUCAUCUUCAUUUUUAAACCUUGAUAUUUUUCUGGAAUUGAAAAACAAAGCAGGGUUCUUCCUCCCAAGGAGGCAGUUGAAGUUUGGUUAUCACCAUGUGCUCUGGGGGUUUCGCUAAGUGUCUGGGGAUCAGUCUGAUGCCCCUGUCGAUUGUGUGCGUGCUGUGUAACAUCCUGCUCUUCUUUCCCGGCGGGAAGACAGUGGCAAGUGAACACAUCACCGAUGAGGUGUGGUAUUUUGGAGGAAUUCUUGGCUCGGGAGUCUUGAUGAUCUUCCCAGCUUUAGUUUUCCUGGGUCUGAAGAACAAUGACUGCUGUGGCUGCUGUGGCAAUGAAAGCUGUGGGAGGAGAUUUGCGAUGCUGAGUUCCAUACUGUUUGCAGGUGUGGGUGUUAUAGGAGCUGGCUACUCGGUCAUAGUUUCAGCCGUCGCCAUAAACCAUGGACCUGAAUGUCUUGCUGUAGUUAACGGCACACAAACGUGGACGUAUCCCUUCUCUGAGAGUGGCUACCUGACCAACUCAAACUUGUGGUCUCAGUGUAUCGAGCCCCUGAAUGUGGUGUCAUGGCACCUCUCCCUAUUCUCAGUGCUGCUGGUCAUGGGUUUAAUCCAGAUGGUGCUGUGUGCAGUGCAGGUGCUGAAUGGCCUGCUGGGAGCUCUGUGUGGGGACUGCUGUGGCGGGAGUGAUGGAGCCGUGUGAGCAUUACUUGUGGCUGAAAGAAAGGUUCUUCUGGUUGUAGAACAUAUCACCUCAUUGCGUUUAUCUUUAAUAGUACAUUUAUAGGAUAAUGGGAGCUACUUGUUUAUAGCCUAGUAUAGUCCAACCUGUUUUAAAUUGACCCCGUUUAUGCCGACAACUCGUCGAAGUCAACCAACUGGUGUUAAGUCUCCGUCCACCAUGUUCUUUUAUUACUAACAUGUGCCCACUUAAGCAUCCCACUUGCACAGUCACAAAUAAAUGUGCAAGCAACAGCUGCUUUUGGCUAAGCCAACAACGGCUUAUGUUGACAAGAGGUAAGGGGCGUCGACUUAAAUGGAUUCCACUGUACAGUAUUCUGCAUUCUGUACAACACUGUUGAAAUGACUCCCACUUAAGAGAUUUCAACCGAUCUAACUCCAUUUUCUAACUUGAUUGCUAUUUUGUAUGUAAUUAUUAUUCAUUAAAUGCAAGAAAAUAAAAUGGGUAAUUACGUGUUUUCUACUGAAUACUUCAUGUGUAUUUUUCCAUAGUGAUCCAGGUUUGAAUCUUCUAGAACAUCUGUGUGGAAUUUGCAUGUUUUCCUUUGUGCUUGUGUGGGUUUUUCCGGUUACCCCGAAGGUCCAAAAACAUGCAUGUUAAGUUAUUGAAGACUCAAAAUGUUUGCCUAGACGUGCCUUCGGAAUGACCGGCAACAAGUCCAAGGUGUACCCCACCUCUUGCCUACAGUCAGCUGGGGUAGGCUCCAGCUCAUCAGGGACCGUAAAUGUGGACACGUAGUAUAGAAAAUGUGUGGAUGUUUGGGUACUGCGCUAUUCUUAAUUGUUUUGCUUUCAAUGUUAACAUAAAAAACUUACUUGAAUAAAGAGUGACAAUGCGGUGUAGCGCUUCAUUAAUUCCUGGGGAAAAUGUGUUAUGACUGCCCCCUACAGUGCUUUUUUGGUGCGGAUUUAUUUAUGAGUCUAGUUUGCAUUUAAUGGAAGCGAUUGCAUGUCAUUUUGAAAAAGUACCUGUAAUUUACCCUAAAUAA
Messenger RNA from Dunckerocampus dactyliophorus (ringed pipefish), 1764 nucleotides. It is a transcript of the gene tm4sf4, whose product is annotated as transmembrane 4 L six family member 4. NCBI's taxonomy places the organism in Eukaryota, Metazoa, Chordata, Actinopteri, Syngnathiformes, Syngnathidae. The transcript has 5 exons. Bases 135 to 737 code for a protein of 200 amino acids. Gene Ontology annotation, cellular component: membrane. The record is from RefSeq and is a predicted model, not a curated record.